Messenger RNA from Neurospora hispaniola, 1512 nucleotides. RefSeq lists its product as uncharacterized. NCBI's taxonomy places the organism in Eukaryota, Fungi, Ascomycota, Sordariomycetes, Sordariales, Sordariaceae. Bases 1 to 1512 code for a protein of 503 amino acids. Gene Ontology annotation, cellular component: nucleus. Gene Ontology annotation, molecular function: mRNA binding. The transcript has 3 exons. The record is from RefSeq and is a predicted model, not a curated record.
AUGUUCAUUGGUGGCCUGAACUGGGAGACUACAGACCAAUCACUGAGAGAUUACUUCUCGCAGUUCGGCGAGGUUGUAGAAUGCACCGUUAUGAGAGAUGGCGCCACCGGUCGCUCGCGUGGCUUCGGAUUCCUUACCUUCAAGGACCCAAAAACAGUGAACAUUGUUAUGGUCAAGGAACACUACCUUGACGGCAAGAUCAUCGACCCGAAGCGCGCCAUUCCCCGCGAUGAGCAAGAGAAGACUUCCAAGAUCUUUGUUGGUGGCGUUUCUCAGGAGACUACGGACCACGAGUUCCGCGAGUACUUUGCCCAAUUCGGCCGUGUCGUCGAUGCCACCCUCAUGAUGGACAAGGACACUGGCCGUCCCCGUGGUUUCGGCUUCGUCACCUUCGAGUCCGAAGCCGGCGUUGAGGCGUGUCUCUCUGCCAACCUUGAGAUCCAUGGUAAGCCCAUCGAAGUCAAGAAAGCCCAACCCCGCGGCAACCUGCGCGAGGAGGCCGAGGAAGCUGCGCGACGCGGCGGCGGCAAGUUCGGCCAGCGCCGCAGCGGUCAGCAAGGCGGUGGUAUGGAUGACGGCUCCGGUCAAGGCGGUAUGAAUGUCAUGGGCGGCAUGGGUGGCGCCGGCACUGCCGGUAUGACACCGCAACUCAUGGCCCAGUAUCUCCAGCGGAUGCAGCAGGCCUUCCAGAUGAUGCAGCAACAGAUGGCCAUGAACAGGGGCAUGCAAAACCCCAUGGUCCAAAUGAUGCAGAUGCAGCAGAUGCAACAAAUGCAACAACAGAUGAUGGCCGCUCAGCAAGCCCAUGCCGCAGCUCAGGCGGGUGCAGGACAGCAAGGCAGCGGUGGCCGCGCUGGUAGUGUCGGCGCGGGUCAGGGGCCUAACGCGCAGAACCCCCAGGCGAUGGCCGCCGCCAUGGGCAUGAACCCGGCGAUGAUGCAGCAAAUGAUGGGCGGUGCUGGCGGUCCCGGAGCCGGUAGUGCUGAUGGAGGUGCCGGUGGUCCUAAAGGGGGAUUCGGCGGCUUCGACGGACAGCAGGGUUUCGAUGGCCAGCAGCGCGGUCCCGGCGGCGGUAAUCGCGGUCCUCGCAACGAUGCCGCUGGUGGCAACUACGGCGGUGGAAUGCCCGGUGCUGGAGCGGGCUAUAACAUGGGCGCCACCAGCUGGGAGGGAAUGUACGAUGACGUCCCCCAACCAAUGAUGGGCGGUCCCGGUUUCGGUCCUGGCAUGGGCGGCAUGGGCAUGGGUAUGGGCGGCGGCAUGGGCGGUGGCGGUGGUGGUGGAGGACGUGGUGGUUUCCAUAAGGGUCGCGGCCAUCACCACGGCAGCGGCGGUGGUCAUCAGCAGGGCGGCCAUCAAGGCUCGCAUUCACCCGGCGGACCGGUCGACCCGGCCAGCGCACCUCCUCCUAACGCCCCUACGGGUCCCAAGAACGCUGGCAAGCCUGGUGCAAACUAUCGCGGUGGUGGAAGGGGUGGAUCCAGGGGCUUCCAUCCUUAUGCUCGGGGUUAA